UCGCAGCCAAAAGCAUCCAUAAUUCUCAUAGCAAUGCAUGAAGGGCUUGGGGAUAUCCACCUGCUCGGUACCCACCAGUGGCUGCAUUCAGGCAAGCAGCCUCGUGCUGGUGGACUGCAGCAAGGCUUCACCCAGCCUUUGGCCCUUCUAAGGUCCUUCAAAACCCAAAGGAACCAGAGGUUGGCCCCCAAGUUUUGAUGCAGGGAGGAGUUAAGAGGAAGCACCUCAGGGAGAGGCCAGCUCAGAUGCUGGAAGAACCUGUGUGGGACCUCUUUGCAUCAGCCUCGGAGCCUGUGUCUUCACCAUCAUUCUCUAAAAGCAACGCUUCAAGGGGAAGAAGGGCCUUUACAAUAGGGUGCCCUUCCCAAGACAACUGGCUCCAAAUAACACCCAGGGACUGUCCGUGGCCAGCUCCCACCUUCCUCUUCCCUCCUGGCCCCAGGGUUCUGGUAUGUGACACUUUUGAGUUGCAGGAAGAAGGACGUUUUAUGGGUGGGGAAGCAUUUCCUGCUCUCUCCACCCAGACCUCGACUUUCCUCCCCACCACAUCACCUGAGCCCCGGGCCUGCACGUGCUGAUUGUAAUCUACCACCCCAAGUCCAGUUUGGUUGGGUGAGGGCUAUGGCUGUUCGGUUCCUGUGGAAAGCAGCUACAUUUGUACAGAAGCACAGGACAGCUGUUUUGGCCACCUCCUGCACAGGACUGUUUGGUGCUAACCUUUUACAUCAUAUCUUUCCCGAACAGACAUGCAAACUGUUGUAUCAAACCUGGAUCGAAGGGCAGCCAGUAGAGCUUUCAGAGAGGCUGCAAGGCCUCCUCCAUGACGUCCUUAAAGAUGUUGGUGUGGCAUCUGCCCAUCGCUACCGAGCCUUUGUGGCUUUCUGCUUCCACCCCGUGAGCGCUGGGAUCUCAUGGCUGCCCUUGGGUUCGUUGGUGGGCAUCCCUGCAAACUUCAGCACAGCUGAGGACAGACAAGGAAUCGUCAACCAUGUUGUCAUAAUAAAUGACAAGGAAGUAGACUGGGACAGUAAAGAAGGGCAUGCUCUGAAGGAUGCCCUGACAUUUUCACUGGAGGCUCAGAAAUUUGCCAUCUCCAGAGAGGUUGUGUACUUGCAAACCAACAGCCCCAUCAUUAAGGCAGCUGUGGCUCCCACUUGCUUAGCUGGCACCUUCAUCUCAGCGGUGGCGAUAAAGCAACAUCUGGACUUGUAUUCUAGCCCAUUGGCACUACGAAUCAUUUUUAACUUGAUUAUUGCCACGAUUGGACUUCUCUGCUACCAUUUUGCUUCUGAUUCAGUGAGCCGCUCUUUGGAUUACAGGGCGGACCGAAAGGCAGCUGCCAUUUCCAAAGACUAUGCCAGAGGUGGGGUGGAGUUUUAUGACAAAGUCCUGUCUCGCAACAGGAUUAUUCGUGCUCUUAUGGGCAAACAGGGGCAGCGCGUGUAUGCCCCCAGCGGUAAUCUUUUCCCCAGGAACUUGUUCAGAUUAAAGCACGCUCCAUUCACCUCCAGAAGAGACUUGAUCAUUAAUAUUCUAAACAUGUCCCAAGAGUUGGAAAAGAGUGAUUAAUUUUAAACUUGUUAAUUAUGUGCUCUCUUGAAAUGCUUCCAUGCUGUCUUUCCACCUCCUGCCCACCCCCUUUGCAUCUUCAUUAGUGCUCCAAUUUUUCUUUCUGUAUAUAGUGUGGAAGUCGUUGUUACUCAUUUUGUGAAUAAAAUCCUUCCCUUAAAAUAUUAAAGACCUACUUCAAAAGUC
Messenger RNA from Gavialis gangeticus (Gharial), 1755 nucleotides. RefSeq names its product transmembrane protein 177 (gene TMEM177). The coding region runs from base 622 to 1569 and encodes 315 amino acids. The transcript is spliced from 2 exons. Lineage: Eukaryota; Metazoa; Chordata; Crocodylia; Gavialidae. The record is from RefSeq and is a predicted model, not a curated record.